CAAAAGUCGACCCAGAAGCCAGGACUGCGGGUACGUAAUGCGAUACCAGGUUCAAUAUCAAACAAAGGAAAUGGGGGCGUGAAGCCUCGACCCACGUCGUACUGCAGGGCGGAAAACAGGGCUUGCAUGUUGCACCGUACAUCUCACGCGGACAGUUUCUCAGACUACUCAUUUCCCUUGAGGAUAUAAUGCUUUGUUGGGACCGCCCAGUUUCUUUUCCUUUCCUCUUAUACAUUUCAUUUCAUGCGUUUGCUAGUAAGGAGCACUAUUGAAACAUACGACGUACAGGUAGCCAGCAGACAAGGGAGAGCAUAUAUACUCUCCAUAGAACCUCCAUAGAUCUAUACCCAUCCGCCUUCGAGCACCCGGUUCCCAUUCACUUCAGCUUUCCAAUCUCUCCAAGGUCGACAAGCCUUUGCCGACAGCAAAGUUUGCAGACUAUUACCAACAAUGCCCACCGCUUGUCCAGCAACAACCACCAAGAUGCCAUCUCUCGAGCUGAUCCAUGAUCACAUGGCAGUCACUCAUGCCAAAAAGGCCAGUGUCACAGUUACCAUCGCUCCAGCACCAGACUCAGGCAUCGAACCAACUCUCUUGACCCUCCGACCCGAACUAACCUACCCACCACCCCUCCGUUUCUACUUCGCCUACGGCUCCAACCUCUCUCUAACCCAAAUGUCCCGCCGCUGCCCAACAGCAACCUACCACUCCUUCGGCAUCCUGCGCAACCACACCUGGAAGAUCGGUCCCCGGGGCUACGCCAACGUCGUCCCCACCAGCGCCUCCUGUUCACCCUCCAGCACUCUCCAAAAGUCCAGCGGUGCCCACAAACCCGUCGUCUACGGUGCUCUCUACACCCUAGAGGCUAGCGACGAAGAAGCGCUCGACUACGCCGAAGGCGUCCCGUUCGCGUACGAGAAGCGGGAUCUGUUCAUCGAGGUCCUGUCUGUGGCGGAUUCGAGCUCGUGUGAGGUGAGAGUGGGGCAGAUGGUUAAGGCGUUGGUGUAUGUUGAUGUGAAGCGGACGGGAGAGGGGGUUUGUAGGGAAGAGUAUUGCGGGAGGAUGAAUAGGAGUAUUAGGGAUGCGAGGAAGAUGGGGAUGCCGGAGUGGUAUAUUCGGGAUGUGAUGAGGAAGGGGGUUAGGGAGGAGGAGAUUUGUGAGGAUAUGCCUGAUCCAUUCCACCCAGGAAUCCUGUAUUAAACACAUCCACGUGGACUGUCAAGAGACUAGUAUGGUUAUGAAAGCCACUACGUGGGAGAGAGAUGGGCAGAAGACCUUGUCAGUCAGCAAUUGAAGAUAAGGUCAGACGAAGUUGUGGACAAGACGGUUUCAAGUUCGGAGGGCUAUGCGCUUUGCGUAAUUGUACGGUAGUUCUUACUUACUGAAAAUCAUUAGGAGUUUGGGAGGC
Mollisia scopiformis is the source of this 1408-nucleotide messenger RNA. RefSeq lists its product as uncharacterized. The transcript has 2 exons. Lineage: Eukaryota; Fungi; Ascomycota; Leotiomycetes; Helotiales; Mollisiaceae. The coding region runs from base 451 to 1200 and encodes 249 amino acids. The record is from RefSeq and is a predicted model, not a curated record. Gene Ontology annotation, molecular function: gamma-glutamylcyclotransferase activity.